CGCGCGCGGGAAGGGCUCAGUCGGCGCCGCGCCGUGCCGGGAGCGCGCGUCGGACGCCGCCACACGGGGCCCCUCAGUGGCCGCCAGCGCUCCGGCUGACCCAGGUAAGGUUCCUUACGUUUGAAGAUGCCUCGUUAUGGAACAAUCGUUGUCAUUAAAAGGAAUGGGACUGAUGGAAUUGUUUUUCCACUCACCUCAACUUCUUGUUUGUUUGGAAGGAAAACAGAGUGUGACAUCCGCAUGCGGCUGCCCUGGGUGUCCAACGAGCACUGCAAAAUCGAGAUCAACGAGAACAAGGAGGCAGUCCUGACCAAUCUAAGCUCAGUGAACCCCACGCAGCUGAACGGGGCGUGCUUGGAGCAGCCUGUUGCCCUGAAGCACGGAGAUGUGUUAACCAUUAUCGACCGUUCUUUCAGGUUUGAAUAUCCUCUGCAAUCAACACCGAAAAGGAAGCGUUCCAGGUCUCCAAAAGAUGAAACUCUGCAGGUUCUUCAUGUUCAGCAGGUGGCAGAAGUGGAAUUAUUACACAAACAACCUCCAGGAGCUAAAAGUCUUGAUGCUUCAGAUAAUGCUGAGUGUGAAGAAAAAAAUGCCAAUGAAAAGAAACAAACUCCAAAGAAAAAUCUUCCUGAAGCUUUCCCUGUCAAACUCCAAACACCCAAAUCUUCACAGAGAAUACAUCGUGUUCUUAAAAAGCAAAAUGAAAUGUCUCCCUUUAGUAAACUCUAUGAAAGUGUGAAAAAUGAGCUGAAAGUGGAAAAACCUCUGCACAGGAGAAGUUCCUCUCAGCAAGCUACAAAAGGAGACCCUGGGAGUGUUCUGGCAGAACCAAGUGCUGCCAUUUCAUCCCAGAGCUGUCUUUCGGAUCUGGGCAGCCAGGCUAAAAGAAGGGAAUCAGGCAGGAUGGGAAAUAUUGAAAAAUGCAUAAUUGUGAGACGAGAAGAAGAAAACAGCCCAGGGUUUAAGCGGCUGUCACCUGGGGGGAGAACUCCCAGCAGGAGUUUUAGCAGGAGUCCUGGAGCUCCCAUUUCAGAGGAGGUGUCAGGAGAUACCAGUCAGAGUCCGUUGCAGGAUCCCAAGGGAUUAAGGACACCAGGCAGAUCCACAGGUGCUGUAGCUACACUCAGAGCCAGCAAGGAGAGCCGCAGGAGCUCCCUGGUGUUGCUGGAGCAGUGCUCCAUCGAGAGGUUUGACUGUCCAGUUCAGGGGACAGUGUGCAGCCCCAGAAGCUGCAGUGCUUCUGGAGGAGGUCCGUGUGUGCUGAGCACACCAACGCCCAGGAGGAGGAGUCCUCGGUCUCUUCUUGUGUCACCUCCCAGAAAAAGCACUGGCAUGAAUCCUGGAAAUCCUGGCACUCCAAGGACCCCACGGCGUGGGUCACUGAAACUGAAGUCACUUCCAGAGAUCCCAGCUGGAGCUCCAAGGGAAGACCCAGUGUGCAGAACUGAGAACACACAAGUGCCUUUGCCAGAAGAGAAAAGCUUAAAGCAAAGACGAAGCAGCAAACAACAGACACCGGGAAAAGCUGCCCAAGAGGUGCUGAAAGAAAUCUGGGAUCAGGCAAACCUGGAUAACUCAAAGGUGGGGCAUUGUGAAACCCCUGCCUCUCUCUCUGAUUCCAAGAGUCCCAGGAGAAGCAGCAGGGAAAGUAAAGAAUUCUUGGACAAAAGUGCCCAUUCAGAGGCAUUGGCUGCAGAAGGAAUGUUGGCAUCUCCUGCUGGUCAGACACCUGGAAGGAAAAGGGGAAGGCAAAGGAGCUCUGGAGUGCUGGCUGAAACAGCACUGGAGACAAGCACUGCUCAGGAACAGCACAAUCCAGGCAGAAAAGCCAGUGGAACUCCAGCAGAGCUGGCCGUGGACAGAUGUCACCAAGACCAGGAUUUGGAAGAUGCUACAAAACCUCGGAGACCAUCAGGCAAGAGAUCUCCUGGAAGUGCUGCUGAGCUGGGGGACACUGAGCCUGGCUCAGAAACCAAAACUUUGGGCCUCUUGCAUGGAGAAGACUCAGGCAAGAAAAAAAGAAUCUCUCAGAAGAGGAAAAGUGGUGAAACCCUCCCUCAGACUUUGGGCAAAAGAAAGAGAGUGUCCUUUGGUGGCCAUCUGAGCCCAGAACUCUUUGAUAAAAGUUUGCCUCCCAACUCUCCCCUGAAAAGAGGAGCCCUCCCUGCCAGGAGGAGCUUACCCCAUGGAAACUCUCCUCGGGCUGUGCUCAAAAAGGCUCAGGCCUUGAAGCACUUGAUAGAUCAGGAAGAAAAAAAAUCACCCAAAAAUUCCCCAGGCCAGCAGCCCCCAGGUGCCUCAAGCCCUGUCUCAACUCCCAGAACCCCUGCAGGCUCUCCAGCCCCCUUCAGGAAAGGGCGUUUCUCCAUCUCCCAGCCCCCCACUCCAUUCCCAAUUGCAGAGGAGAAGGAUGCUGGCACAGAAGACAUGGAUCCAGAGGGGAAGAGUGGUGCCCAGGGGAAAACCCCAAAAUCUUCCCCUGCAGCCCAAGAUGCCAAAGCCUUGGUGACAGGGACACCUGCCAGGUCAGCCAGAGGUGCCCAGCUGCGCUUGAAGGGCUCUGCCAUGAGGAGCAGAGGUGGGGCUGUGGCUGUCAUCAGUGCCAGGAGGAGAAGUGGUGCCUCCAGUGCCAAUUUAUUAGUUGCAAAAUCUUGGGCAGAAGUGGUAAAAUUGGGGAUUGCAAGACCACAGCCAAAGACUGCUAAAAAAACUGUCCGUAAAGGAAGAGCCCUGAAGAGAUUAAAGCACCCACCAAAGACUCCAGAGAAGAAGAUAAAAGGUCACUUCAGCACAGGUCAUGCAGAGUCACCUGCUACCAUAGUUGUGGGCAGAGCUUAUUCCACCACAGUCAGGUCAGCUGGACAGGUCCCUAAAGUGGUAAAAAAUCCCAAGCUGAAGCUAAACAUGGAUAUGGAUGAAAGUUUCACAGGGGUGUCUGAAAUGUUCCAAACCCCAAAAAAUCAGGGAGGAAGAACAUUUCCUUUGGCUGCUGCUCAGAAUGCUGAUGUUACACCACCAUGGGCUGCAGGGGACAUUUCUGACUUGCACACUCCUGAGGAGUCUGGAGAGAUGAUUGUGUCACCAUUAAAUAAUUCAGAUGCUUCAGAGCAGAAGCAAGAGAGUCCAGGCAUAUUCCACCUUCUGAGAGAGGAGUCAUGUCCAUCUAUGUUGGAUGAAAUAGCCACAAAAUCUCCUGAAAAGAGAAAAGCUGUGCACAGAGAUCCUGUGGAUAGUUUGGCAGUAACUCCAGAAAAACCAGCAUCUCUGAAGUCAGGAAGUAAAAGGAGGACUCCAAAGCAGAAAAUUGAGCCAGUUGAGGUCAUGUCAAGCAAAAGGAAGAUUUUAAGGACCCCUGAACAAAGGUCAGAACCAGGAGAGGCUUUGUCAGGUAUCAAGAGGCUCAUGAAGACCCCAAGGCAGAAACUGGAGCCUGUAGAGGCUUUGUCAGGCAUCAAACAGCUCUUGAAGACCCCAAAGCAGAAGUUGGAGCCUGUAGAGGUUUUAUCAGGCAUCAGACAGCUCAUGAAGACCCCAAAGCAGAAACUGGAGCCUGUAGAGGUUUUGUCAGGCAUCAAACAGCUCUUGAAGACCCCAGAUCAGAAACUGGAGCCUGUAGAGGUUUUGUCAGGUAUCAAGAGGCUCAUGAAGACCCCAAAGCAGAAACUGGAGCCUGUAGAGGUUUUGUCAGGCAUCAAACAGCUCUUGAAGACCCCAGAUCAGAAGUUGGAACCUAUAGAGGUUUUGUCAGGCAUCAAACAGCUCUUGAAGACCCCAAAGCAGAAAUUGGAGCCUACAGAGGUUCUGUCAGGUAUCAAACAUCUGAGGACCCCAAAGCAGAAGUUGGAGGCUGUAGAGGCUUUGUCAGGCAUCAAACAGCUCUUGAAGACUCCAAAGCAGAGGUUGGAGCCUGUGGAGGCUUUGUCAGGCAUCAGGCACCUCAUGAGGACCCCAAAGCAGAAGUUGGAGCCUGUGGAGGACCUGUCAGGCAUCAAGCAUCUCAUGAGGACCCCAAAGCAGAAGUUGGAGCCUGUGGAGGACCUGUCAGGCAUCAAGCAUCUCGUGAGGACCCCAAAGCAGAAGUUGGAGCCUGUGGAGGCUUUGUCAGGCAUCAAGCAUCUCAUGAGGACCCCAAAGCAGAAGUUGGAGCCUGUGGAGGACCUGUCAGGCAUCAAGCAUCUCGUGAGGACCCCAAAGCAGAAGUUGGAGCCUGUGGAGGCUUUGUCAGGCAUCAAACAUCUCGUGAGGACCCCAAAGCAGAAGUUGGAGCCUGUGGAGGCUUUGUCAGGCAUCAAGGAUCUCAUGAGGACCCCAAAGCAGAAGUUGGAGCCUGUGGAGGCUUUGUCAGGCAUUAAGCAGCUCUUGAGGACCCCUCAGCAAGAGCUGGAACCAGUCACAGAUGAAAUUGCCUUGAAAAGGUUGCUGGAGACUCCAGUAGAGAGCAGGGAAGCAGUAAAAGCUGUGCCAGGUGUGACUUCAACCAAGAAAAGCCCAAAGCUGAAAUCCCAGCCCGUGGAAGACAUGGUUGGCAUCAGCCGCAUUUUCCAGACACCAAAGGAGAAGGUGGAGCCUGUGGAAAACAUGUUUGGAAUUAGGAGAUUGAUGAGGUCUCCUAAAGAGAAAUACCAGCCAGUUGAGGAUUUUGUGGGGCUGCAAAGGCUCAUGGCAGAACCCAGGCAGAAAUCUUCUGAUUCUGAAGUGGACUACGCUGGAGUGACUGAAAUGUUUGGUACCCCAGAGGAAAUGAAGGUCAGAUCAGUAAAUGUUGCGGAUUCUCAGGGAGAAAUUUCACCUCCUGGUUCUAAUUCCAGUCGUAAACAUGAAGAGAAAGGAGUUUCCCAAGGUGAAGAUUCCCAACAGAAGGACUCAGCUGGUGAAGAGCAGCCUACCCAGAGACCCAGAAGGGGCAGGAGGGCUGUGCCUCCUGCUGCAGCAAAGCCAAGUGAAAAUGGUGUGAGUUUAAAGGAGUUGCAGAGUCCUGACACCCAAGAGGAGAUGGGAGUGAUCACAGCUGAAAACAAGGGAAGAGGAAGGAGGCCAAAGCGUUGCAUGCAAGAAGUGGUUCCACAGUGCCCUGAUCAGCAAGGGCUUGACAUUGUUUCAUCCGUGGAACCACCUGGAGCUGCUCAGAGACCAGGGAGAGGUAAAAGGAAAGAGCUGAAGGAGUUAAAACAUCCAAAUGAAAAUCUGGAGUUUCGUGUUGAAGAUUCCUCAGUGCUACAAAAAGCACCUGCAAAUACCAAACAGAGUUUGCAGGACUGUGGCACCAAUGAAACUGAAGAUGAUCCAGGCACAAAGACAGGACCUGGAAACAUUCAGAGUGAAAUCUGUCAGCUGCAAACAGGUUUGGAUAAUCCUGAUAGCAAAGCUGCUGACAGUGGGAUGGAGGAGAGUGAAGAAGUGCCCCUGUCACCGAGGAGGAGGCACAGAGGAGAGGAGAACACAGAACCAGUGAUUCCACCAAGAAGAGGGAGACGAGCAAGGAAUGACCAAGGUAAAGCAGCUUCUCCAGGAGACCUUCAUGGAACAACCAGAAAGCUUCGUAAAGACCUGUCCCCAAAGGUUUCACAAAGACAGGAGCAGGCUUGUGACAAAGCUCCUGAGGCUGUCACAGCACAAGAAUCUGAAAAUGGCACUAAGCUUGAACUAAAGGCAACAGAGAGAAGAGUUAAGUCUCUUAGAAGUACUAGAAACAGAAGGCACUCAGCUGAAAUAAAAGCUGACACUCAUGGGGUCGCACUUGAAAAUACACAAAACAUUCAGAAAACUGAGGAAACAUCAACUGAAACUGAUGCUGAAACACAAUCCCACGUGAAAAAUAAGAUGAAAGGAUCUCAGGGAUAUGAAACAGAAAAUGCUCAGGAAAAUACAACAGAGGCAGCUCGAAGAUUAAAGGCAGAGUCACCUUCUGCAGAGACAAACAAAAUGCCAGUCAGUGCUCAGAACAUGGAAGCAAACAGGGCUAGAAACAGGAGAGGCAAAAAAGACUCUUUGGAGCAAAGAGCUGAGGAAUUUACUGAGACUGUGAACAACCUAAAACCAGUUACUCCCAAAUUUAAGUCAGAACCAGAAGUGGGUGAAUCUUCUCUGCAGGAUUCUGUGGGCUCUGUUUGUGUCAGUGCAGCCCAAGGCAGGGAGGAGCAGCCCAGCCCAAGUGCCCCAUCAGUCCCUGCUGCAGACAGUGCCAGUCCUGCUCAGGGCACUCGGAGGAGGACGAGAAAUGAACGGGGAAUACUUAAAGCAAAGCAAACUGGAAUCCUGCAGAGCAAUCCAGCACAAAGAAAUGCAGUGGUGACUAGAAGAGGAAGAGGUAAAAAAGUUAAUUUUCAGCUUGAAGAAAGCAGUUCCAAAGCAAUUGAAGGAAAAAGUUUACCUGAGGGUGAUGAAGGGAUGACUGACAAAGAUAAUCAACAUGAGAGUUCUGAAAAUCCUCCUUCACAGGGAAGGAGGGGCAGGAGAAAACAACUUGAUUCCAUCCCACAAAAAGCUAGUCCUGCCUUCAUGGAAAAACAAACAUUAAGUGCAGAUCCUAGGAAAGAUGAGGCUGUUGUACAAGAGCCAGGAUCAGCUUUGGAAGCUGCUCCCUCUUCAGCAGAGGACAAUCCACCGAGGCGGGGCAGGAGCCGUGAGGUGGCUGCAGCACCACAGACCAGAUCUCCUUCUGUCAGAACGAGACGUGGGCUGCUGGAGGCACAGAGAGAAGAGGAAAAUCCAGCUCUGGGUAAUAAAACUUUACAGGCAAAAGUGAGUGCACCAGCAAGGGACAGAAGGAAAAAGAUGGAUCCAGCAGCAGAGGCAAGAAGUUCAACUCCUCUCCAUGGAAAAUGUGACUUGUCAGAGACUAAAGAUGAGGGUACUCAGGAAGACCAAAGUGUGCCUUUGGAAGCAGUGUCCUGUGCCAAGGAGAAGCCACCAGGAAGGGGCAGAAGGAAAGAAACUGCUCUGGCAUCACACACAGCCAAUUCCAUCUCUCUUCGAGGGAAGCGCAGGUCGCCGGCAGGUGACAGAGAAGAAGCUCCCAAAGAAGAGCAGAAUGUUCCCUUAGAAACUUGUGAUCCACCUGGAAAAGAAAAUCAACUGAGAAGAGGCAGGAGGAAGGAGACUGCCCCCUUGGUAGAAGCCAAAAGUUGUAUUCAGGGAAACCAGGUCCUGUCAAAACAAAGUGGCAGAAAAAAUAACAAUGGGAAAGCUAACCAGAAUUUGGACAAUUCUUCCCAAGAAAAUACAGAGCUUGUAAAAGGGAGCUUGGUGCAAGCAACCACUUCACUGGCUCUUAGUCCCUCCUCACUUCAGGGUUUGCCAGAAGAUGGCAAAGACAGAAUUCCUGAAGAAAAAGGUAAACUUUUGGACAUAGCUCCACCUGCAAAAGAAAAUCCAUCAAGAGUGGGCAGGAAGAAAACAGCUUCUUCCGCUUCUGAAGAAACAAUUUCCACUUCUCUCAGGGGAAAACCCAACCUGCCCAGAGGCAGAGGUCAGAAGAGGAUUCUUCAAGAAAGUGAAGAUGCAUCUCCAGAAAAUAAUCCAUGCCAAGGAAGAACAAGGCAGUUGAGAAACAACAGGAGGAAGGUGGAGGUGUCAUUAGAGGCAGCUACUGCUGCUUCUCCCCAUGAAAGCAGUGACUUGCCAGGAAAAGGCAGCACUCUGGGAACUCGGGAUUGGAGUGGAGCAUCCACUGGUUCUGAAGAAAAUCAGUCAGGAAAGGGCCAGGAGGGUGACCCUGCUCCCCAGGCAGCCCCCACCUCUCGCAGAAGGAAGUGCCAGCUGCCAGCAGAGGAUGUGCCACCCAAAAAAUUAAAAUCAGGGAAUGAUGAAAAUGGGUCUCUCCAAAGAGGAAGAAGAAACAAAACUAAACUUGGAGCAGAGGAUGCAAGGGCAGCUCAGACCACUGGAGGGAUGGAGAGGAGGACAAGAUCCAGCACAAGAACAAGGAAAUAGCCUUAGGAGUCCCAGCACCAGUUUUUAAAUCAAUUCAGUAAUUCCAAUUACAGGUUUUUUUAAUGUGAAUUGAUUUGCACUCUGAUUUUAAGCUAAGAUUUUUGGUAAUUCCAUGGUUGCUUUACAACAUAUAUUUCCUAAUGUGUCUACAGGUAGGCAGUAGAUAUUUCUUUAGUAGCUUUGCCAGUGUGUGGUGGUUCCUAAACCAUGGGGUGCUUGUGCAAAGCUGCAAACAUAAAUUACAUUUUGUUUUACUAGUGUUUCUCCCCUUUUUCCUGUUGAUCAGUACAACAAUCAGGAAGCCAUAUUACUGCCAGCUAAAGCUAUUUUCUGCUGAAAUUUUCCUAUGCUUAAGUUUUAUUUUUCGUUGGAGUUCUGUAAAUAUUCUUUAAAAAAAAUAGUUGUAUUAGCAGAAGUAUUAUGCUAAAUUUUUAAUAACUUUUUUUAAAAAAUUAAAUUUGUAUUGAAAAGUGCAGGUUCUGAAGUCAUUAAACUUGUAAACAGUUUGGCACUUGUUUGGUUUUUUGGUUUUAAGAAUGCUUAAGAGUAAUUGCUGCUGUCUUACAAGGUCAUUUCUAAGGUUCAGCCUCGGUGGUUGAUGUGGUUUGGAGACAGAAUUUUUAGGACUUUUUACAGAUCAUUUGUCUUCGUGGCUUGAGGCUUCUUAAAUGCAGAAACAGAGAAAAUUCAGCCUGGGCAUCAAACUCGUGCAGAUUUUAGACCUGACUUAAAAUCCUUUGUUUAUGUGGGGUGUGAGGCAUUGGGGGUGGUUCUGCAGCAGAGCAGUUGGAGUUGGAAUUGUUCAGCUUGGAAAAGACCCUAAGACUCCAAACCUCAAAACUGAUAUAAUAUUAUAAUUUUUUUAAAUUUAGGUUGGAUUUUUUGCUUGUCUGUUUUUUACCAUGUGGAGUGUUCUGUACCCAUAUGCACAGAGGGUUUUUAUUGAAUUAUAAUGCACUUUUUUUUUUAAUUACUUAAUUCUAGUGUGAAAAUUCCAGUCUGUCCAUACAUCCAGGUGCAGAAUCUGGUACUUUCCCUUAAACUUCACAUGGCUCAAUAUGAGAAUUGGAAUAUUCUAUGGUGGGGGGGGUCUUUUGGUUUGGGUUUUUUGUGGAUUUUUUAACCCUGUUUCCCAAUCAAGACAUUCCUAAAACUUUACCCUGAAAUCCCUGGGGAAAGUAAAAUUUUCCCAUCUCCCCUAAAAUCAAAACUGUCUCCUCUGUGUAAGCAAUGCCAUGGUUGGGAAAUACAGGGAUCCACAGGAAUAU
This is a messenger RNA of Haemorhous mexicanus (house finch), 9200 nucleotides long. RefSeq names its product marker of proliferation Ki-67 (gene MKI67). The transcript is spliced from 16 exons. Gene Ontology annotation, cellular component: nucleus; chromosome. Bases 127 to 7932 code for a protein of 2601 amino acids. NCBI's taxonomy places the organism in Eukaryota, Metazoa, Chordata, Aves, Passeriformes, Fringillidae. Gene Ontology annotation, molecular function: protein binding. The record is from RefSeq and is a predicted model, not a curated record. Gene Ontology annotation, biological process: regulation of chromosome segregation; regulation of mitotic nuclear division.